AUUGUUAGCCCAAAGGGUUCCGUCUUCCUUCUCCAACUCGCAACGGAGUUCGUUGCAAUUGUAAACUGCUGUCAUAACUCACAACGGAGUUGCUCUGUGUUCUUACAUCUUCAGAAAGGACACCAAAAGAUUCAUCUGGCGACAUCUAAUCCGAGGUGAAACAGCAUGGUGAGAUUUAAAAAUAGGUACUUUGUAAUGGAGGUAUUUUUGGAUCCAAAGAAGGAUCUUGGUACAGAUGAUCCCAUUAUUAUUACUCAUUUAAAUGUGUCGAAAGCAAUCAAGGAGAGUAUUCUUGCAAACUUUGGUGAAUGUGGUCUUGGCUCAUCGAUCGGUUCGUUUCAAGUUAAGUAUGUGAAUCCGAUAACGAAGGUUUGCAUCAUCCGAACCUCAAGAGACGAGUAUCAAAAAGUUUGGGCUGCAAUGACCAUGGUCAGGGAUAUUGGAAACUGCCCAGUAGUGUUUAACUUGUUGGACUUGAGUGGAAGUAUCAGGGCCUGUAAAGAUGCAGCUUUGAAGUGUGAUGAACGAAAAUUCGACAUUUAUAAGAAUGAGGCCGGACCUCGCGUCACAGCUGAGAUCAGUCAAAUGAUGCAAAAUUUUCUUGAAAAGAUCAAAACUUUGGAGCUCUGAGUAAUAUACAUAAUAUGUUCAUUAGGAAAUGAGUGUUGUGGACUCAACAGUUUUCAGGGCGACCCCAAAGCUAAUCCUAUUGGAAGAGGUGACAACUUGGAAGCAAUAGUUUAUUGUUAUGACUGAGAAUGUCUUCCAAGAAAUGUGGUUGUUCAAUGCUCAUACUGAUAUCGACAUUAUGUAUUUACUUUGAUUUCUAAACAUGUACAUGUAAAAUUUAAUCCAUCAACCCUUUCUUCUUGC
This is a messenger RNA of Daucus carota subsp. sativus, 873 nucleotides long. RefSeq names its product probable ribonuclease P/MRP protein subunit POP5. Gene Ontology annotation, cellular component: nucleolus; multimeric ribonuclease P complex; ribonuclease MRP complex. The record is from RefSeq and is a predicted model, not a curated record. Gene Ontology annotation, molecular function: ribonuclease P activity; ribonuclease P RNA binding. The coding region runs from base 166 to 630 and encodes 154 amino acids. Gene Ontology annotation, biological process: tRNA 5'-leader removal. Lineage: Eukaryota; Viridiplantae; Streptophyta; Magnoliopsida; Apiales; Apiaceae. The transcript is spliced from 4 exons.